Molecule: messenger RNA, 921 nt
Organism: Mercenaria mercenaria
Lineage: Eukaryota; Metazoa; Mollusca; Bivalvia; Venerida; Veneridae
Product: M-phase inducer phosphatase 1-like
Exons: 5
Coding region: 1-921 (306 amino acids)
Biological process (GO): protein dephosphorylation; positive regulation of G2/M transition of mitotic cell cycle; G2/M transition of mitotic cell cycle
Cellular component (GO): nucleus; cytoplasm
Molecular function (GO): protein tyrosine phosphatase activity
Source: RefSeq, a predicted model, not a curated record
AUGCCACCCAUUCCUUUAGAUUUUACUGACAUAACACCAACGAGGAAGUUAAGGACAAGGUUGAAUUUGGGACAACCUCCGACAUAUGAAUUUAAACAAUCGGUAUCUCUAAAAGUACAAGAUGUCAACAUACUUCAAAACGAGGCAAACGGAAACGGAAAUGAUGUGAAGAAAUCAGUUAAGCGACUUUCGGAACUUUCCGACUUGACACCUACAGCCAAGAGGAGACGGUUUCAACAUUUCAACUUUACGCCAGAAUUGAACGCAAAAUCAGAAAUGGUACCUCUGAGUCCACUGUCAAACAUAAUUCAAGCUGUUGAUAAACUGUCUACAGAAUCUGACCUCGUUGCGGACGGAUCACGUGUCAAUAUUCUACCCACAAUUCCAGGAAAGCACAGCGAUCUUAGCACCAUCUCACCGGAAACGAUGUCUGACGUUCUUGACGGAGUCUAUGACAACUGUGCGGACAAAGUGACCAUAAUUGAUUGCAGAUAUCCAUACGAAUAUGAAGGCGGACAUAUUAAGGGAGCUAUCAAUCUCUACACAAAAGAUGCAGUCCAGAGGUUUCUCAGCGAAACAGCGACGUCACCGGCCACUAAUCACGUGCUCAUCUUCCACUGCGAAUUUUCAUCAGAAAGAGGCCCCAAAAUGUACCGCUUUCUGAGAUCUCUGGAUCGUGAAAUGAACAAAGAUAACUACCCCCGCCUCAAUUUCCCCGAGAUCUAUCUCCUAGAAGGGGGAUAUAAAGCGUUCUUCUACACGUACAAAGAGAAAUGUUUUCCUCAAACCUACAAACAGAUGCUGCAUAGCGAACAUAAAGAUGAUCUACGUCACUUCCGGGUGAAAUCCAAAUCAUGGUCAGCAGGCGACAAACCUCGCCGAGCAUCACUUACUGGCAUUGGAAUGAGACUAAAAUUUUGA